CUAGAGAUACUAUUUUAGCCUAAGAUAAAACCGCUAAUGUAAAAAGAUUUUAUGAAAAAUCAUUUAGUGUUGUAUUCAAUUCGGUAGUGAUCGCAACGGGCUAAGUGAUCGUUAUAACACACAAAAUAAAAACGAAGAAAAAGAAACGAAUUAUUGAAAAAAAAAAAAAAAGAAUUAUGAGAAAUAAAUUUAGUACGUUGUAUUGAAAAUUUAAAAAAAAAGAAAAUUGAAAUGAAAUAGUAAAAGCAAAACAACAGCCAACAAAAUACUCACUGUAAAAGUGAGUUGAAAUAAGAAAUUAUUGAAUUAAUCAAUUAAUUGUUUGAAAAAAAAAAAUAAUGAAAUAAAACAAAAGGCAAAAAAUCUUUUGAAAUGUUUAAACAAAUUUAUCAAUACAACACAAAUAUGGUUUUAACGUUAUGGGAGAAAGCUUAAAUUUGAAAACAAAAAAAAAAAAGUUAUUUUACGUUUACAAACGCAAAUUAAAGCUAAAUGGCUAAAACGCUAAUUGCUUAAAUAAAAAUACAUACAACCCAAAAAUAUAAUGAUUUCAAAAUCUUAUUUUUACAACAAAUUAAAACCAAAGAAAUAAAAAUCACUUUAAAAGUUUAUCACAAUUUCAUAAUAUUAUUAAAUUAAAACAACUGCAAUAACAAAAAUUUUAUAAAAUAAAGAAAUUUAUAUAAAAAAAUACAAAAAUUAUUGAUAAAAAUAUUAUCCGUCCUAAGUACACAUUAACAGCACCAACACCCUUAGCCAGUUUUACAACUACAAUGACAACAAAAACAACUGCAAUGUGGGUCAUUGUCCAGCUUUGUGUUGUUGUACUACAAAUCUUGGCGUCUUCAGUUUCCCCCGCCAACUGUGAUAAACAAAUACCAACAUUAUCGCCAACGUCUUCGCCUUCGCCUUCACCAGCAGCCAACACUCAUUACACUCGUUCCCUUAAUGGCGAUAAACUAUUGCAUCGUGUCGCCCGACUAACCAAACUCGAUCAAUUUGCCUUGCUCGAUCACAACAGCAACAAUAACAGUGCCAGCGCUAGUAAAGAUCGUUUACAAAACCCAGCCAGUUAUAUGGCCUCCUAUGGCUUGCGAACCCGUUUCCAGCCCCAGAAAUUCUACUCGAAAAAAGAACGCAAAGAAGCGGCAAAUAACCAAAAGAGCAAUUUGGUCAGUUUGAAUCUAGUCAGUGAUCCACCAAAAGAUAUUUGCAAUGAAUGCAGUUGUGAGCGUAAAAAUGCCUUUAUAACGGUGUCGUGCGAUUAUCAAAAGAAUCAAAAGUUAAGUCCCAUUUUUGAUAAAUCCUAUAAAGUGCCACAAAAUGCCCGAGUCAUUAUCAUAAAACUGGCGGCCAGAACCCAAUUUCAACUGAACGAUGGUUUCCUCAACAACAACACCAUCAAUCGUUUUAUAGUGGAGGGUAAUAUGAAGGAGGGCGAACAGGUGGAAAUUAACAGUAAUGCAUUUAGUGAAAAUAAUGGACCCUAUCCGGAAAUAGGUUUCAACAAUGUUUUUGCCAUAAUUAUAAGGAAUAAAGCAUUCCAGCAGAAAGGACCAGCAGCCAGUUAUAAAAUUAUUAUAACAAAUAGUAAUGAUGUGUUGUUAUUGGAGAAUGCCUUUGAGAAAACCAAUAUACGUGGUCAAUUUAUAGGCAUUAAGGAUUUGAGAAUCAAUGAAAAAGCCUUUAAAUCAGCUCAGGCCAGGCUACACAUUGAGUCUUCCAACAUAGACAAUAUCUUUAGAUUUGAGGCCUCAAUGCAGGAAAUAAAAUUUAUUAAUUGCACUAUUGGCACCAUUAAUCCCGGAGCAUUUGAUGUUUACGAUAUUAAAUUAUUGACAUUCGAAUCAUGUCGCAUUGAUGCCAUCAAAUCUAGAGCCAUUACGGAGAAGUUCUUUAGCCAGCAAGUAUCCAUAACUGGCGCCAGCAUUGGUUUAAUCGAAAGUGAUGCCAUUUUUGGUAGCGGCAUAAAUGAGCUUAAAAUUGCAAAUAACAAAAUCGACACCAUUUACGACAAUGCCAUACACGUGAUAUCCGCCUAUGUCACCAUAACGGGCAACAAAGUCAAACACCUGGGCAACAAUUGGUUACAUGUGGAGAAAUGGUCGAAAUUUGUAGUGGAACGCAAUCAGUUUGGUGUUUUUGGUCGCAUGUUGUUGGACAAUGAACAGAAUUCAACAUCGUGUAGUUUCGAGGGCAACUCAUUGACCGAACCACAAGAUGGUUCGUUAAACUUUACCAAACCCUAUUGCAAGAUACGUGAAGUAUCUGUGAAUUUGCCCUGUCGCUGUGAUCUCAAAUGGGUGGAGAAGUUGACCGAUAAAGAUUUACGCACCGAAAUCUAUUGUACUAUAGAUGAUAAAUUGGGCAAUUGUUUUAAUGCCACUACUUUCAAUUUCAUGAAAUAUUUAAAUGAGGUUUGUGAUGAAUCCAAGACCGUAUUGGAUUGUGUGGCUAAUCAGAAUUUGAAAAAGAUCGAAGGACGUUUCUAUACGGCCGAGGAAUUGGAAAGAAAAAAUCAACAUUUGCCUCAGCUAAUCAUGAUAUUGGCAGGCACCAUACUCUUGCUUAUGCUCAUCAUAGCAGUGGUGAUAUUUGUUAUUUGCCACUUCCGUCGCAGGGGCUCCAAACUGCAACGUGCUGAAACGUCAGGGGGACGCAAUCAUGUCCAUGAGUUUUUACCCCAAGAACGCUGUGUUAUUGAUCAGACCUUGCAGUUGACCCAAAAGAAAUAUCCCGAGAUCUAUAAAAAAUUUAAUGAACGUGUGCAAAUCCUCUACAUACAAGAUCUUACGGAAGAGAAAUGUGUCAAGACAACCAGUCAAAUUGUUAAUCUUUUGAAUAAAAUAAAAAAUCCUGGUACCGAUUUUAUGGCCUUUAAUCGAGUACUCACCGAACAUUUGCAAUCACCAUUACCUUCGGCUCCACCAGCCGAUCAAACACCCAUUUAUUCCGAACCAACUGGCAUGGAUGAGGGUUUUUAUACAUCAACAACAUUUUCCCAUUUGGAAGGUUCAACGGGCGCGGCUGGCUCGGGUCCGGAGCAUAUUUAUGCCGAACCCAGCUGUGCCCAACAGCCUUUGCUACCCAAUGAAUAUGCUUCACCGGCCGAUGGCCAUUUAACGUCGAUGGAUCUCUACACUGAACCCAUUAAUGAAAGAGCAAAUCUAACCACCACCACACCCUAUGCCGUAACCGGUUCUAUAGCACGAACUUACCAAAGUCCCUACCGGCCCCUACAAUAUGCCACACCCAUGCGUAACCAUCAACAAAGACACCAACUGCCAGAUGUUUUAGCCCAACAUCACAAUAAUCCAACAAACACAAAUACACCAUCAUCCUCAUCAGCGGACACAACACUCUCAAAUGUACGCAAAUUGGCCCAAGAUUUACAGGGCAAAACAAAUUUCAAUCCCAUAGCGAAGCCACGCAAUCUGCAUUUAGUUACACCGCCCACUUACACAGCUCCCGACAAGCGUCACAAACUGUUAAUGAAUAAAGGUCUCAAUUUAAAUGCAGCACCAUCAGCAGCCUCAACGGACAACAUUGAAAUGGAUAUGAGAGGAGCCGCCGCCUUGCCGCCCAGACCAGCAAACGAUUCGGGUUCAAAUCAUUCGGGCGGCAGCAACGAAACUGUGCAAAUCGAAGAUGUCAUAGAAUAUGUCGAUUCUUAAGUUAUGAAUCAAAUGAGCAAUAAGCAAAACAGUUCCAAUGUUUUUUUUGGCCAGUCAGUCGUUGGAAUAAGGGGUCAAUUUUUUGUGGUUUUCAAUUUAAAUAUUUGAAAACAUAUAAAAAGAAAAGAAAACAGGCUUGUGAUUAAAAAUAAUAAAACGAAAAUUAUACCAUUUCUGUGUCAUUGGUUUAAUAAGUUUAUUUGUAUUUUAAAAUUUAUAUAGUCUUUAUAAAUUUAGUCAUUUUAGUUUAUAAUUAAAACAAAAAAAAAACAAAGAAAAGAAAAUGUUGUAGUGUUAAAUGUUAAACCAACUUCCUAAAUUUGUUAUUAACAAAAGAAAAAAAAAAAGAAAAAAUCAAAUUUAUCCAUUUUCACAAAUGUCUAGUCAUAAGUAAAGAAAUAACCAGACAAGAUGAAAAUGGGCCUCUAUGUAUUUCUAGGUUCUAACCUGUGUAUUUAAAUUAAAUAAAUUUUUUUAUAUAAAAUUGUCCAACUCACAAUCGUUGUCGUAGCGUUGUAUUUUGUUUGUAAAAAUAUGACAUACAACUUACAACGCUACCAUACCAUUUGUGAAUUUAACAAAUAUUUCGUUAAUAGUAUUAAGUGUAAAUAGAGCUUUUGAUAUGAUAUUAAAUUACAAAGAAAUUUUAACUAAAUUAUAAAGUGAUCUAAUUGUUUUUGUUUUUCAUUUUUUAUACCAAUAUAUACAAAAUGUACUUUAGCCUUUAGUAGUUAUACUCCUAAGAUACUUUUAAUGUUACACUUUUAUCCACAACUUCAUUCUCAUUCAUAACUAUUUUUCUAAUUUAUGGUUUUAGAUUUAAAGAAGAGUUUAAGUUUGAAAUGUUAGAGAAAUAACUCUUUUUUUAUUUAUGUAACUCGUAAAUAGUCAUACAUUUAUUAUUAUUAUUUUCUUUUAAUAUUAAGCUCAGCGUAAUAUGAGAUUUGUGGUUGAAAACUGUAAAAAAUAUUAAAAAAAAAAAGUAAAACAAAAAACUAAGAUAAAACAAAAAGAAUCCUAAAUAAAACGAAAUUAUUCUCGAAGAAAUUAUAAAAAAA
This is a messenger RNA of Calliphora vicina (urban bluebottle blowfly), 4732 nucleotides long. It is a transcript of the gene be, whose product is annotated as ben. The transcript has 7 exons. Lineage: Eukaryota; Metazoa; Arthropoda; Insecta; Diptera; Calliphoridae. The coding region runs from base 774 to 3674 and encodes 966 amino acids. The record is from RefSeq and is a predicted model, not a curated record.